AUGGAGCAACCUGAUCCCCCCUCAGGCGCACAUCUGAUGGAGGAGUCCGACCUAGAGAUUCCAGGUGAAUUCCCAGCGGUGGAACGGCUCCAGAACUGCAUGUCGGAAGUCCUAAAACAAGAACCCGAGGAAUGUGAGCAGGCAAAAGGAGACAUUAGCAAAACCGCAUCCGAUUGUUCUGACGACACAAAGAUAGAAGGAAAUGAACUCGAAAGUCAACCGGCCUCGGAUGAAAACUGUGGCGGGAUGCCGUGUUCAAGAAAAGAGGAAAAGCCACCUCUCAUAAAUGAAGGAGCUUUAUUAGCCUCGGGGGAUGCGGUUGAAAGCCCCUCCUCUGUUGAAACUUCUGACAAAGACUGCAAACAGGAACCUUCGCCGCGGAGCCUCAACGGAUUAUUGCCUCCAUUAAUCCAAAGCACUUCCAAAAACUUAUCGAGCGCCACAUCCGGUAUCUCCAAUGGCCUCUCCGCCCCCGUUUCGGACACUGUCAACUCCUCUCCGGCCUCGGAUUCCACGUCCAGUCCGUACGACACGGACUGUAGCCGGAAGCUGAUUUCUCAGAUCCAGCGAACGCUGUCGCAGGAGUCUCUGCUUGACGAGCUGGAGACAGAGCUGAGGGAAGGGAGCUCUCCCGUCAACGGGCGAGACGACUGCAUCUCGGUCUUUGAGAAGUGUGUGCAGUACAAGUACACGCAGCAGGAAAAGUCCAUCCAAAGGUUGCUGGAGGAAAACAAGAGACACCAAGAUCUAAUCCUGGGCAUCUGUUCUGAGAAGGACAACAUGAAGGAGGAGCUAAAAAAGCGGGCGGAGACUGAAAAGCAGCACAUGAACACCAUCAGAAAAUUGGAGGGCAAAAUGGCGGAGCUGCAGAGGGAGCUAAAAGACACCCAGGACAAACUCAUUCAACAAGACCAGGCGGCCAAAGCCGGCCUGAUGCAAAUGCAAAAGGAGACCACCCACCGCUUGGAACAGGCCAACAGGAAGUGCGAGGAAGCUCGCCAAGAGAAAGAGAGCAUGGUGAUGAAAUACGUGCGCGGGGAGAAGGAAGCCCUGGACCUGAGGCGGGAAAAGGAGACUUUGGAGAAGAAGCUGCGAGAGGCCACCAAGGAAGUGGAGCGCCAAGCCCUUCGAGGGAACCAGCUGGCUCAAGAGCGAGGUCGACUGCAGCAGCUCUGCGACGCUAAGGAAGGCGAAGUCGGCCGGCUGGUUCGCGAGGUGGAAAAAUUAAAGGAGGACAACAACUCGCAUCUCAUCAAAGUCAAAUGGGCUCAGAACAAACUCAAGAGUGAGGCCGACGCCCACAAGGAGUCCAAAGACAAGCUGAAGGACGUCACAUCCAAGCUGACGCAAGCCAAAGAAGAGACAGAGCAGAUUCGCAAGAACUGCCAGGAUAUGAUCAGAACAUAUCAGGAAUCAGAGGAGAUCAAAUCCAACGAGCUGGACGCUAAACUGAGGGAGACCAAAGGAGAGCUUGCCAAGCACAAGCAGGAACAAACGGACCAAUUAGAGGUACACCGCGUGAAGGCCAAAGAGCUGGACGACCUGAAGAGGAGUUACAAGGAGAGCAUGGACGAGCUGGACACGCUUCGCACUAAGUUGAAGUGCCUGGAGGACGAGCGUCCGCGCUGGGAGGACGAGCUCGGCAAAUACCGGGAGAUCAUCAACAGGCAGAAGGCCGAGAUCGGACGUCAGAGAGACCUCUUGAAUAAGAUGGAGGAACUGCAGGAGCAGCAACAACGGGACCGAGAAGAACUGAAGUCCCGUUCCGACGAGGUGGACUCGUUGAACGCCCAGAUGCUCGACCUGCAACGCGACGUACAGGGAAGCAGGGAGCGCGAGGCCGAGCUGCUGGCCUUCACCGAGAAGCUGAGCGGCAAGAACGCGCGGCUUCAGUCGGAGAGCAACGCGCUGCAGUCCCAGGUAGAUCAGUUGACCGACAAAUUCGCCCAGCUGCGGGCCAGGCUGGACGAAACGGACAACGCGCUGGAACUUGAGUCGCGACGGCUGGAGCGGGAAGAAACUCUGAGGCGGCAGGAAGUGCACGCCCUGCAGGAGGAGAGGACUGCGUUGCUAGAGGAGCAGAGCCAGCUGAAGACGCGCGUGGACGAGCUGAGGGACGAGCUGGUCACGCAGAAGAGGAAGCAAGCGGCCAACGUCAAGGAUCUCACCAAGCAGCUCACGCAAGCUCGAAAGCGACUGGAGCAGGUGGAGAACGGAAGCUGCGAGCGCGACGGCGGCAGCAUGGGCAGCCGCUCCAGUUCCUCAGGUGCUUCACCCGGCUCGUUGAACACGCGGCACACGGGCGGAGGCGAGGAGCGCUCGCCGGAGAGCCACUCGGCGGCCGACAGCUUCCCGGAGGUGGACAAGGCGGUGCUGGUGGAGCGCGUCGUCCGUGUGCAGAAGGCGCUGGCUCGCAAGCAGGAGAAAAUGGAGUUCAUGGAGGAUCACAUCAAACAGCUGGUGGACGAGAUACGCAAAAAGACCAAAAUCAUCCAAAGCUACGUGCUAAGAGAAGAAUCGGGAGCCCUGUCGUCCGAGGCGUCCGACUUCAACAAAGCCCACCUGAGCCGGCGGGGCGGCAUCAUGGCCUCGCUGUACACGUCCCACCCGGCCGACAGCGGGCUGACGCUGGACCUCUCGCUGGAAAUCAACAGGAAGCUGCAGGCGGUGCUGGAGGACACGCUCUUGAAGAACAUCACUCUGAAGGAGAACCUGCAGACGUUGGGCGCCGAGAUCGAGAAGCUGAUAAAACAGCAGCGAGAACCCGCCAGGUAA
Nerophis lumbriciformis (worm pipefish) is the source of this 2775-nucleotide messenger RNA. The record is from RefSeq and is a predicted model, not a curated record. NCBI's taxonomy places the organism in Eukaryota, Metazoa, Chordata, Actinopteri, Syngnathiformes, Syngnathidae.